CUGGAUUUCAUUACUAAUUUCAGCUUACAUGGUUUUUUUUUCCUUUGGAACUUUUUUAUUCAUCCAGGUAUUCUAGGUAGGAAAUUAGCAUCAAACGGCGUCACUACACAGGGAGAGUGUCACAUUGAUCCGGGCGAUGCAUGUAGCCGUGAUUUUUUUCAGAUCUCAGCCAUUACUCCUCGUAUAUCUCAUGGUUCAAUCAGACUCGAGUCACCAUCAUCAAUUUCACCUACUUAUUCUGCUGAUUCGCUUCGUGAAUCUGUCAUUUCAUCUUCAGAUUUACCUGAUGGCUCUAUCCAAGGUUCGGAACAAUCAUUUUUUGCAUCAUCUCUUUCUGCUGAAUCGUGGAGUGCUGGGGAACGAAACCAGCAGAUAGCUGCACUGAAAGUUUCAAAAAAUGGUGAAUCUGUGGUGUUGGAUAACAAUUGGAAGGAGGAGGUUGUUGUUACCUUAUGCACUGGGGAGCAGCCUGACGCGCUGGAAGCAUCGUCUGAUCUUCAUCAACAAGCAUCAAUUAUUGGGGACUAUAGCAGUAUUUCGGAUAGAUUACUGCAACCGCGGAUACUUUCAUUUGGUCCCUUUUCUAACGUUCGUGCUUUGCGCUUCACGAGCAAUGCUAAUCUCCUAGGCUUACCUCCAACUUGGUCAUUCAACGACUCCAGCCAGGAAUUCAGAGGCGUCAGACAUCUUUUACCGGGCAAAGGAGUACUUGUAGAGUAUUUAAGUGAGUGCAUCUGA
Protopolystoma xenopodis is the source of this 738-nucleotide messenger RNA. The record is from the annotation of a GenBank genome assembly. Lineage: Eukaryota; Metazoa; Platyhelminthes; Monogenea; Polystomatidea; Polystomatidae.